GUGCCAUUUUAGCCCAGAAGCAUGGAGGUAAAAAACGGCAGGCCGUACUGUUGCAGGGAGCUUGAAGAAGCUGACUUACUGUCAGACACUUUUUACUCUAACGAACUGCACACUCCACUACUAACAGCUACUCACCCAGCUGCCUCAGGGGACAGGUAUCAGGAAUUAAGGAAGUCACUCCAGCAAUGUCGGCUCCCAUGGGGUGCUGAGAAGGAAUAUGGAGGGAUAAUUCCAGUUGCGCUCCCUGAGGAACACAGGCCCAAAUGUGAACCUCCUUGUGUCAUGACCAGAGGACAUCAGCAUUAUGGAUUUGGUGGAGAAAUAUGGCCAAGAAAGCUUCCUACUGAACAAUUCUAUUACUUGACACAGAACAAAAAAAGUGACAUCUAUGGAAAUGAUUCUUUGUUGCCCAAACCACCAAAUUCAGCAGUAGAAGAAAUCUGCUCCCCAUAUCCAAUCGAACAUCCAUACCAUACACACACCUCUCGUGGUGCCAUGUUCCCGACCUUCACAUUACCAAAGGAGCUCUACACAGGCGUUAAAGCCUGCACGCAAUGGCCAUUUCCUCCCACAAUGCCAACCAAGGCUUAUGAUACAACAGUUUUGAAGACAAGAGAUAAUCCUUACAGAUAUGAACUACUUGAUUUUCCUGUGGAUUCAAAGAAGAAAGCAUUGAGUUGGCCAGGUCAGGGUGUGUAUUAUGACAUAAGUAUGUGUUUUCCUAAAUGUGCUGAGAAAAAUAAGCCAGUGUUCUACCCAAAGCCACCUAAAACCUUUGCUCCUAACACUUCUUUAAACUCAUGGGAUGCUCUUAACUCUGCAAAAGAAGCCAACAUACAAAGAAAUCUUGAAAGGACAUAUUGGAUCACUUCAUACAAUCAUGAUUUUACAGGUCUGGGACCCAUGAACCCCCUUGAACUGGAUGAUUACCAUGAAAAGGAAGUAGCAGACUUAACACAACAGAGAGAAUUUGACCCACUGCCUCAAGAAAAAUUUCAUCCUGUCUUUAAGCCUUCCAGACCCUUGGAAGGGAGAAUUGCCCGACUUAAUCAGAACUGAUGUCCUCUGGAGGCUACUGUCCAGCAAAGACCAGCUUCCUGUCCAGACUGUACUCCUAGAGUCUUGUGUACUUUUCAUAGCUUUGUACCCAGGUCUACAGAAAUGCUGGCACUAAGCAAUAACAUACCAUCUGGUGUGACCCAUAGAAACCAAGAUAUUGAAGAGAAGAUUAAGGAACAAAGCAUACUGUCUACCUAUACACUCCCAUCUGGUAACUCAACAAAAGAUCUGAGGAACAUUUAUGACAUAAAACCAUUUCCAAAAAUCACAGAUACUCAAAAGACAGAAGAUUUGUAUUGGAGACAGCUGUCAUUAAAACCCCCACCCAUACAUUACUGUAAAUCAAAUGAUUACAUUAACUAUGAACACUUUAAGUCUACUCUACGUGAUCCAUAUACUAUAUAUCAAAACUGUAGUAACCUUAGUGAGCCUAGUCUUUUACAAAAUAUGCCAGACAUAGAAGCUUGCACUUUAGAACAUUUUUUAAGUACACCAAAAGAACAGCUGAGCAUGAACAUAGAAAGUGAUGAAGAAACAAGUCCUAUUUGGGGUUGGAUUCCCAGAGCUGGAGUGACCAAGCCUCACACCAACCUGCUGGAUCUUAAUAAGAACUCUUUCUCAAAAUCUGGCGCACAAAAACGUUUUCAUAAUUCAAUUCUAGAAGACCAUAAAGACCUAGACAAAUUGCAUUCAGGGAGGAAACACCAAUUCUAUGGCCAUAAUUCCUAUUAUUUCUAUAAUUGAGAUAUUCCUCCUUCUCUACAAAACCCAGCCUCUUAUAAGAGAAGAAAAAAAUAUAACAAUUUUCUUCAUUUUGCUGGGUACUAUCUCUAGAUUAAGCCAUGAUGACCUUGUUAAUUAGGAUUAUGUUUAGAAUUUAAAUUAGGAUCUGGUCAGAAGAACCCAAAAAAGUGAUGUUCUGCCUUCUUGAACAGUUUAACAAUUUGUCAAUAAAUAUUAUAAA
Messenger RNA from Heterocephalus glaber (naked mole-rat), 2023 nucleotides. NCBI's taxonomy places the organism in Eukaryota, Metazoa, Chordata, Mammalia, Rodentia, Bathyergidae. The record is from RefSeq and is a predicted model, not a curated record.